UCUCGGAAAUCAGCCUGGAGUUCAAAGCACUUUCACUGCCUUUUAUGAGAUAGAGUGUGAUGUCAUAGAUGGGGGCAGGGCUAGUCAACUUUCAUCCCACCUACCCACCUGUGCUGAAGGCGCUACGGUUGCAAACGGAAGUGGGGACUCUUCCAUGCUGGACAGCGCCACCUCCCUCAUCCAAGCCGCUAAAAACCUGAUGAACGCCGUGGUGCUUACCGUCAAAGCCUCCUAUGUGGCUUCAACCAAAUAUCAGAAAGUCUACGGCACCGCCGCCGUCAACUCGCCGGUGGUCUCUUGGAAAAUGAAAGCUCCGGAAAAGAAACCGCUAGUCAAGAGGGAAAAGCCGGAGGAAUAUCAGACCAGGGUGCGAAGAGGCUCCCAAAAGAAACACAUUUCGCCCGUACAGGCUCUCAGCGAAUUCAAAGCGAUGGAUUCCUUCUAAGGCUUCACCACGAGGGGUUUUUUUUCUAUUGCCUUCCAUGUUUUUGUAUGCGUACUUGCCAACUUGUAUGUGUCUGGCAUAGGGAGGAGGGGGUGUUUGGGGCAAAACCAGGAUAAUAAAGCAGUGUCAAUUUGCAUGCGACCGAGACUCGAUUAAGCCAUCAUGCAAUAUUCCUUCCCCCCCCCCCAAAAAAAAA
Molecule: messenger RNA, 641 nt
Organism: Thamnophis sirtalis
Lineage: Eukaryota; Metazoa; Chordata; Lepidosauria; Squamata; Natricidae
Source: RefSeq, a predicted model, not a curated record